This is a messenger RNA of Colletotrichum karsti, 990 nucleotides long. RefSeq names its product putative aldo/keto reductase. NCBI's taxonomy places the organism in Eukaryota, Fungi, Ascomycota, Sordariomycetes, Glomerellales, Glomerellaceae. The transcript is spliced from 3 exons. The coding region runs from base 1 to 990 and encodes 329 amino acids. The record is from RefSeq and is a predicted model, not a curated record.
AUGGAGUCCACGCAAAAAUCUUCCAUCAAACUUGUUCUCGGGGCUGCGAAUAUCGGAGAUGCCGAGAUUGAUCCAAUGGUCCGUUUCGAUACACCUGACCAGGUGAAUGCCUUCUUGAACGCGUUCUCGAACCGCGGGUACAAUCAACUUGACACCUCACGCAUGUAUUCGCCCCAUGCGCCGGGGACCUCGGAGCCAAGAAUCGGAGCCGUUGCCGCAGGCGACAGGUUCGUCAUCGACACCAAGGUCACAUCGAUAGAACCGGGGGCACAUACCAAGGACAAGAUCCUAGAGGAGAUCGAUAUCUCCCUGGAGGCUCUGAAGAUCGACCAGAUCAAUGUCGAGUAUCUCCACGUCCCCGACCGUGACACCCCUUUUGAGGAGGCGUGCGAGGCCAUGACGCAGGCGCACAGAGAGGGCAAGAUCAAGCAUUGGGGUAUCUGCAGUUACACGGCCGAGGAGGUCCAGCGAUUCAUCGACAUCUGUGAAGAGAGGGGAUUUGUCAAGCCCACCGUCUACCAGGGACAGUACAACCCAAUCGUCAGAGGCGGCGAAAAAGAUCUCUUCAACGUCUUGCGUAAGAACGGCAUGGCGUUCUAUGCCUUUAGCCCCGCCGCAGGUGGCUUCUUCGCAGGGAAUCAUAAGAAUUUCACUCGAGGUGGGAGAUUCGACAAAUCUAUCAUGGUGGGCGAACUGUACACCAACUUCUACAUGAAGCCGUCCAUCAUGGCUGCAGCCGACAAGGCGCUCAAGAUCGCAUCUGAGCAUGGAAUCAGCGGCCACGCUGCAGCACUCCGGUGGACUGCGUAUCAUGGUAUUCUUUCUCGGAUUUACGAUGAUUCCAUCAUCAUUGGUGCCUCCAGUCCGGAGCAGCUUGAGUCCAACAUCGACACGGUUGAGCAGGGCCCGUUGCCUGAAGAUGUGGCGGCUGCUUUCGAAGCCGUUUACGGGGAAAUUGACAGCGAUGUGGAGAUUCCGUAUCAUUUGUAG